GACAGCCUCUGAACGCAGCCUCCUCUCCGGGCGGACAGAUGUCGUCAACUCUCCGCACUCUGGAGGAGGAGGGAUCUAAAUCUGAACUCCUGGAUCUGACGGACUCCAGCUACCGCGGUGGAUAUUUCCUUCUACCAAAGAUGAACAGGAUUCGACACGGCAUGUCCCACAGACCCACCUUCCUGUUACACUUCACGACUCUCCGCUGUUUUUCGGCCGCGCAGUGAGUGGAAGAGAAGUUUGCCUCUCUCUCCUGGAGGAGACGGAGCUCUCCCAGUCGGUCUCCCUUUUUUUUUUUUUUUCUUCUUUUUGGGGAAUAAACUCCAUCCAUGCUCGGCUCGGCGAGGACAAGACCCGCUGGGAUGUGAGUGAGUCCAGCUGAAGAGCCGACGAGGAGACGAGGAAAGUGAGGUCGCCUGUGAAAGUGAGCGGUGUGGAUCUGAAGCCGAAGUUAUGAAAAUGACCGGAGCCAUGGAAACUUCUUUCAAACUGGCUUUAAAGAAACCGCCCUCCCUGCGGACAGCAGAGGACUUGCACACCAUCUACUGCAACCUCUACCAUAUGGACGUCCUCGCUCACCUGAGGGAACAUCAGCUAAGGUCGAUGUGCACCUCAGCCAGGUAUGAGAGACAUGAGGCGAACCACAUCCUGUUCUACCCAGACAGCAUCGCUACCUGUUGGUACAUCCUGCUCUCUGGGUCGGUCUUCGUCAAGGAGCACAUGUACCUGGCAAGAUGCUGUUUUGGCAAGCAGCUGGGGGGCAGACGAGGCUGUGAAUGCAUCACAUUGGAGCCGUCAGAAAUGAUUGUGGUGGAUAACGGCAGCGAGGGGGACGACGGUUUUCUGCAGAGAGAGGGAUCACAACGGAGAUCCAGGCGCCGUUUCAGGAGGGUAAAUCCCAGGGGAGAGCGGGAGCUCAUCACAGACGGCCAAGAACCCGCCAGCUACAACACGGAUUAUGUCAACAACCAGCCAGCGCUGUCUGAUGUGGCGAUGGAGGAGGUGUGCUGUAGGUUUGUCCGUUGUCGCAGGAGGACUUCUUCUCUAACCCUCACACUGCCCCGGUCUAAGCUGCUUCCUGCCGACCUCAAUAAGAUGCACCUAACGGACCACGCCCACCAGCAGGUGAUGCACAUGCCUCCGAGCCAGUCAGGAUGCAGCAUCGCCAGCGACUCAGGAAGCAGCAGCUUGUCAGAUAUUUACCAGGCCACGGAGAGCGAGUUGGGAGAUGUGGACCUGUCCGGACUUCCAGAGGCCGCGGUGGACAGCGAGGAGGAGGAGGAGGAAGACGAGGACCUGGAGAGAGCCUCAGACACUCUGCUGGGCCGAGACCUGGUCCGAGAGUGUCUGGAAAAAGACCCAGCCGACCGCAAUGAUGACGACAUUGAGCAACUACUGGAGUUCAUGCACCAGCUGCCCGCCUUCGCCAACAUGACCAUGUCGGUGCGCAGAGACUUGUGCAGCGUCAUGAUGUUCGAGGUGGUGGAGCAGGCUGGAACAGUCAUACUGCACAACAAGCAGGAGCUCGACCACUGGUAUGUUAUCCUGAACGGAGCAGUGGAGAUCAGCCACCCGGAGGGAAGAGUGGAGAGUCUUUGCAUGGGCAACAGUUUUGGCAUCUCGCCAUCGCUGGACAAGCAGUACAUGAACGGAGAAGUUCGCACCAAGGGAGACGACUGCCAGUUCGUCUGCAUCGCUCAGGAGGACUACUGGCGCAUCCUCAACCAUGUGGAGAAGAACACGCACAAGGUGGAGGAGGAGGGGGAGAUCGUGAUGGUGAAGGAGCACCGUGAACUCGACCGCAGCGGCACCAGGAAGGGUCACAUCGUCAUCAAGGGAACUCCGGAGCGUCUGAUCAUGCACCUGGUGGAGGAGCCGUCGGUGGUGGACCCCACCUACAUCGAAGACUUCCUGCUGACCUACAGGACCUUCCUGUCAAACCCCAUGGAGGUCGGCAAGAAACUGCUGGAGUGGUUCCAGGUGGACAGCCUCCGGGACACGGUAACGAGAAUAGUGCUGCUGUGGGUCAACAACCACUUCAACGACUUUGAGGGCGACCCGGCCAUGACACACUUCCUGGAGGACUUUGAGAAACGUCUCGAAGCGACAAAAAUGAAGGGCCAUUUGCGACUGCUGAACAUAGCGUGCGCAGCCAAGGCUAAGUGGAGACAGAUAACUCUGCAGAAGGCAUCCAGGGAGUCACCGCUCUACUUCAGCGUGCAGGGAGGCAGUGAGCGAGGCUUCGGCAUCUUUGUUGAGUCGGUGGAACCAGGGAGCAAGGCAGCAGAGGCCGGACUCAAACGGGGAGAUCAGAUCAUGGAGAUCAACGGUCAGAACUUUGAGAACAUCGCCGUCACCAAAGCUGUCGACAUUCUGAGGAAUAACACACACCUCUCUCUCACCGUCAAAACCAACAUAUUUGUAUUCAAAGAGCUCCUCAGCCGGAUCGUGCACGAGAAGAAGAACGGCGGCCCCCACAUUCCAAAGAUCCAGGAGAAAAAAGGCAAUCGCUUCUCCAUCCCUGACCUUCCUGGAGACAUGGAGUUCCCCACAGACCACAAGAGCACCAGGAAAAUGAAGGCCAACACUGUGUCAGGAGGACGGAACAAGAUCAGGAAGAUGCUGGAGAAGACGCGCUUCAGUAUUCUGCCUCCCAAACCAUUCAGCGAUGGUGGCAUGGGUCAGUCUCAGGACGACAGCAUCGUGGGUACCAAGCAGUGUCGCCACAGCGUGGCCAUCAUGCCCAUCCCCGGCAACCUGUCGUCCAGCAGCCCCGACCUGCUGCAGCCGGCCACCAGCGUCCUCGACUUCUCCAACCCGGCAGACAUCCCUGACCAGGUGAUCCGGGUGUUCAAGGCCGACCAGCAGAGCUGCUACAUCAUUAUCAGCAAGGACACUACAGCCAAGGAUGUGGUCGCCCACACUGUCAAUGAGUUUGGCCUCAUCGCAGCACCUGAGACGUACUCCUUGUGUGAGGUAUCAGUCAGCCCAGAGGGAGUCAUAAAGCAGCGCCGUCUGCCCGACCAGCUCUCCAAACUGGCUGAUCGGAUUCAGCUCAACGGCAGAUACUACCUGAAGAACAAUAUGGAGACGGAGACGUUGUGUUCAGACGAGGACGCUCAGGAUCUUCUCCGAGAGAGUCAGAUCUCUCUGCUGCAGCUCAGCACCAUGGAGGUCGCUGCCCAGCUCUCCAUGAGAGACUUUGAGCUCUUCAGGAAUAUUGAGUCCACCGAGUACGUGGACGACUUGUUUAAACUAGACUCCUCGAUUGCGAGUGGUAAUCUGAAACAGUUUGAGGAGGUGAUAAACCAGGAGACCUUCUGGGUGGCCACAGAGAUCCUGAAGGAGCCCAACGCCCUGAAGAGGAUGAAGACCAUCAAACACUUCAUCAAGAUCGCCCUGCACUGCAGAGAGUGCAAGAACUUCAACUCCAUGUUCGCCAUCAUCAGCGGCCUGAACUUGGCACCAGUGGCUCGCCUGCGGAGCUCCUGGGAGAAACUGCCCAGCAAGUACGAAAAGCUGUUCGGGGACCUGCAGGAUGUCUUCGAUCCGUCCAGGAACAUGGCCAAGUACCGCAACAUCCUGAGCAGCCAGAGCAUGCAGCCUCCCAUCAUCCCACUGUUCCCAGUGGUCAAGAAGGAUCUCACCUUCUUACAUGAAGGGAACGACUCCAGCGUGGACGGUCUCGUGAACUUUGAAAAGCUGAGGAUGAUCGCCAAGGAGAUCCGACACGUGGUGCGGUUGACCUCGGCCAACAUGGACCCUGCCCUCAUGUUCAGACAGAGGAAGAAGAGGUGGAAGAGUUUAGGGUCUUUGAGCCAGGGCAGCACCAACUCCAACAUGUUGGACGUGCAGGGUGGCGCCCACAAGAAACGAGUGCGUCGCAGCUCGCUUCUCAACGCCAAGAAGCUGUACGAAGACGCUCAGAUGGCCAGAAAGGUGAAGCAGUACCUGUCUAACCUGACGGUGGAGACAGACGAGGAGAAACAACAGAUCAUGUCGCUGCAGUGCGAGCCGUCCUACAGCACCUUGUCGAAGAACUUGAGCGAGAGGCGAUCCACCAAGUCGGACAUGUCUCCGGUGUCUCUGCGGUCGGCCCUGCCCUCGGGGAAAACGCAAAAUAGGGUGUCACAAGUCCUUCAGGUCCAGGUCCCACUGAACCCUCUUCGAAAGAAGAGCACUGCCAAGGACAUCGGCACACCCAACUCCAACUCUCCCCAGGUGGUAAAGAAGCCUCCAGUGAGCUCAUCAGAGGACUGGAGUGCCAAGAGACCAUCUGAUGACACCGUCUCCACCAUCUCCUCCCUUCACUCCAGCCCCACGGUGUCGCCGCAGGGCUCCCCGCGCAAAGUGGGAGGCGUGGCCAAGUCCCAGAACUCCAGCCAGAUGAACCUGUCGGGAUCUUCAUCAUCGCUGACAAGCGACGCCAGCACAAAGGCCGGCACCAUCAGCUUGCGCAGCUACGGCAUAGGUUACACCCUCCUUCCAGCCGGUAAAGCAGACAACCUGUCGGACUCGAGUCACAGCGAGAUCUCGUCCCGCUCCAGCAUCUGCUCAGUCGACUCUGUGCCGGCUCCCGGGCUUGAGGACAGGUGUAACAGCAGCACCAGGACCUGCACUAAUACUGCUGCUAGCUCUGCUACAACUACUACCACAACACCUGUUGCGGUGGCUGAGAGCACAGCGGCAACACAUGCACACUCAAACGCUGAUUACAACCAGCCCAGCACAAGCAAUUCCUCGUCGGCGGCUCGAGGAUACGUAACGCGAGCCGCCACCUUCACCUCCUCCACCUCAACUGAGGAGCUGACCCCGGACCACACCUCCCUGGACUCUGUGGCCGACAGCGGCCGGGGCAGCUGGACCUCUUGCUCCUCCAACUCCCACGACUCCUUCCAGAGCCUCCCCAUCUCCUCCUGCCGGCCCUGGGACCACGGCAUCCACGGGCAUCCGCUCUCCCUCCCGCACACGAACCUGGGCGGCUUCAAGCACACGCAGCUGGCCGGGGCGAUAGCGGAGGUCGAGGCUGCCACUCAGGCGUGGGCGAACGAGGACGCCGUUGCUGCCAAGCAGCACUCCAGAAACUCCAGCUCGGAUCUGUCCACUCAGUCUCGGCAGAGCUGGGCGUCGUCCAGCUCGCUUUCGGACACCUACGAGGGGAAUUACGGGACGAUAAAGCGGCGAAACACCUCGGAGAACCCCUCCUCACCAACCAACGAGGAAGGAGGGCAAAGCACAGACCCCGUCUACAAAACGGUGACGUCAAGCACAGAGAAGGGCCUGAUAGUGUACUGUAUCACUUCCCCCGCCAAGGAUGAGCGUUACCGUGCUCCUCCUCCCACCCCUCCAGGCUACCAAGGUCUGGCUCUGGGGGAUCUGGGCCUCACAGACGGAGUAGUAGGUGGCCAGGGAGGUCUCCCCCCGAGGCCUCCUCACCUCAGACCUCCAGACUACAGCGUGGCCCUGCAGAGGAGCAAACUCCUGCAGAGCCCCGGAGCGGCGGGCGGUCUGGCCGAGGCGCGAAGGCUGGCUGCUAACCAUCACCUCCUCCACCCAGAGGCCCGGACGGCUGGCUCCAUGCAGGGCCACUCCAGACCACCCAGCAUCUGCCUCCCAGCACAGGAGCUGGCUGACAGUGAGGAUGAUGAACAAGUGUCAGCAGUGUAGAGACGGUGACGUCACACACCUUCACGCAUACACACACACACACACACACACGUUCUCACACAUGGACCACAUUGUGUUGAUCAGGCUUUGGACUGAUCCAGCCAGCCUGCAGUCAUCACGUAUAAGAGCACAUUCUCCUUCAAACCCCCCCUGCCCACGACCCUGUGUGACAUCACCACGGACCACGAUGCACCUGCGGACCAGAGCAGCAGGUCGCGCGUCCUCUCUCUCUGCCUCCCAGGACUUCUUGUAAAAUCAUCUCUUUUUCACAAAACAAAGAAGAAAGAUUUUAGAUACUUUUUAAAACUCUUGAACAGAGCAGAAAAAGACGGUGUGAUGGAGUCACGGACGUAAAUAACAGAAGGAAAGAGCGACUGUCAGUGUCUCAUGACAAGAUGUCGGCCUCCUUGGAAACAGACCACCACGUACCUCCAUUUAGCGCUCCAAGCUCUCUUGUCUGAACUUUGUUUUUUACAGUUUUAACGUGUUGUACAGUGAUUUGCUUUGGUUUAUUCUUCUUUUCGUUUGCAUCUCUGAGCUUUGCAAUGUCUUUAUUACGUAAGAACAGCGACGAGGAGCAAACAAAGGGAUGGAAACUUGUAGUAUUACAAGGAAUGUUGGCUCGCAGGGGAUUAUUCUCUGUUUUGUUUGCUCAAAAGGAGAUGAAUGUAGAUAAAUGAGAGGGAUUCCUUCUGGGCCCAGGGACCGAUGAUGAACAUUUACAUAAAUAACAUCAGUUCCCACACAAACAAGCCAAAUGCACACACAAAAAAAGUAACAAAACCAACAAUACGAAUCCCAACACUCACAUUUUUGACUGUUUUCCAGCAGUCACAUAGAGCCCCUCUAACUCCUCUUUCUAAAAGAGAAAUUAAACUCCUGAAGUAACAGACAGAUUGUUGUGUUUACCACUUGUUGGACUUUAUUGAGCUUUAUAGAAGGAAAAAAAAAAGGACAAACAGCACCUCUCAGGCAGUUCUUUGUCUCUGUGCCGCGCCCUCCACCACCCCAGCCACCCAGCCACCUCUCUUAUUGCUCGUUCAGUCUCGACGCGAGGUACUUUAGCGGCAUGCUGCCUCCUGGAUGUUCUAUAAAAUCUGUAUUAUAACUCGUUUUUAAUGAGCUGAAGAACAAAUGCCUCACUGCUUCCCGUAGAGUGCAAACACGCGUUGUGAUUCUAUUGCAGCAGCUAUAAUAAAACGAUAAGUUAGCACUGUGUGGUCACACAACGUGCAUGCAAAUACACACACACACACACUGAAAAAAAGAUUAGCUGGUGUGCAUCAAGACAAAGGACAGUGUUUACACGUACGCUUACACAUUUUGUUUACAGUGUUUUAUUAGACUAGUCGUCUGUUGAAUUACAAGCUGAGAUGUUGGAGUAUAAUUCUGCAGGUUCAUUUGAUCUUGUAAAUUUGUUUAUAGUGCAGCAGGAAUAUGAGAUGCAGCGUAAAAACUUUGUCUAUGUGCUCACAGUGUACCUCUCACAUCGGCUUCUGAUUAUUUAAAAAAAGAAAAAAAAGAACGAAAGAAAGAAACGAAAACAAGCAACAAAACAAGUCAACAGACGAUGUAAUGUAACGCUCCAGCUCGCAUCUCCAUUCCAUGUUCAUAGAACAUUUUGUAGAAUAUUUAAAGGAUUUGCUUGAAAACGUGUUUAUUUGUAUGGAAAACCGAAGCAGAUUUGUACAUUCUGAGUCCCGUUGUUUUUUUGUUUUUUUUUUGGAAACUAGUUUUGAAUUGUGUUUAUCUGCAGUGCAGCAGGGGUGUAACUGGAAUUCUUCUGCUUUUCUGUCUCGCGCUCUGUGACGCUUCUUAUUGUUUUUUGCCACACGAAGACUUGAAAUGAUUGAUGCUAAUAUAUACAUGGCAUAUAUAUGAAUUUAUACAUAUAUAUUUUUGUUGUUUCUUUGCCAUAAAUUAAUGUAUAGACGAGAGAAGAGAGUCCUCUAUAAAGGCUAUUUUUGAAUAUUUUGUUAUAAGAAAUAAUCCGAGGUUGUGAUCGCCCUCUCACUGUCCGCGGGCAGGAGUCUUUUAAGGAAUUAGUUCUUGACUUGUUUUUUUUUUUCCUCCCCUCACACUCUGUUGUUGGUGCCAUUUCUGCUCUGUCUAUAGUUGUAAUUGCUGCUGUGUUUUGGGAUAUGAGUGAGUGUGUGUGUGUGUGUGUGUGCGCGAGUGUGUGUUUUGUGGUUUGGGUUCGACAUUUAAAAAACAAUAAUCCCAUUCUGAUGCCGUCUGAGCGUACACCACAGAAGAACGGCUCAGGAAAAAAUGUCAAUAAAAAAAAAAAAAAGAAAGAAAGAAAGAAAACCCUCUUAGUUUGCAGCUCCGAUCGCUGCUGCCUGCAGGGAGGUGCAGCCCUCGCGCGUCAGGACAGUUCAUUCAUUCACAGACUGGAUGAUUGAAAGUAGAUGUUUGAUGCCCUUAAUAUGCCACAUUAUGUCUUCCUGUCCUUUCUCUCAGCAGGACUUAAAAGGAACAGUUUGCCCAAAAAGGAAAAAUUUAGUCAUUAUCUUCUCCACCUCGUGUCAACUGAAAGUGCUGAACAGGACAUGAAAAAGUUUUUGGAGAUUCACAACAAAACAAAACUUGCUGUAUCCUCCUCAGCAGCUGAACAAGCUUUUAAAAUGGAAAAACACAACAAAAAAUGUGCCAUUUCGGCAUAAUUCAAGUGUUAUUGAAACCUUCGAGAUCCCAAAUUGGUCUAAAAAGACAUUUUGGCUUUAAGAAGGGUGUAAAUAACAAACUUUGAGUACAAAUUGGAAUCUAGAGACUUGGAAUAGCAGAGCUGUAUGGAUCCAUUUUAUUUAUUUAUUACAUUUUUAUAGGGUGCGAGCAAUGGACACCGCAAAGGAGUUUUUAUUUUUAAUAUUAUUUUUCUGGUAAUUUAAUUGUUUUGCUGAGAGUUUUAACAGGCUCAAAUUCAUGACAACUUUGCACAUAAUUCACACAUGGUGGAAAUGUAAGUAUUUCAUGGGUUUCAGCCGAUAGUGGGUGAUAAGUGUAGGAGCCCUCCUGGAUCCUCUUAUGGUUGACCCGUCCACCUGUGGUCUCAGCUGGCUAGCGCCCCCAAAAAUGCCCCAUGGAUUUACUUUUAGCUACAUGUCUGAAAUUCUGUACACAUGUAUCACAUCCAGACCUACAGAAAAGUCUCUUGUGCCCAUCACCCUCACCCUGAACCAAGUCCUCAUCUACCUCAGUCGUUUAGGAGAACGCUGUUUUGCUGUGAAGCUCCAGAAAUGCUUUGCAGACUACAAAAGUCACCUGACUCUCCAUCAGCAUGAGACUGAGAAGAUAAUGAGUGAAAUUUGUAUCUUCUGGUGAACUUUUUUUUAUUGAACUACACACCUUCCUCCUCACUGUGACACCACCCGCGUCCCUUUUCUCCCUUUUUUUUAAAUAGACAGUCAGAAACUGACAAUUCCUCUUUUUUAAAUUUUUUUUUUUUGCACAACUGUAAAUCACCAGUAAAUCAGUAUUAAUCUUCUGCAUGACGAUGUGGAAAAUAAGGCAGCGAUCAACUGUGAGAUGGAGAGCUGAACAGUUUUUUGGAAUUCCUUCUCAACACAGAGUUUUUGGUUUAUUCCUCAUGUGAGCUCAACAAGCACUCCAAGACACGAAGCUACAUUUUUCAGGUUUUUAUUUUAGUUUUCUUCUUUUGAACUCCUUUUUCUUCUCCAACUCUGCGUACAGUCGGUGUGUUUUCACGGAGGAUCUGGCAGCGAGCAGCUCUUGGCACUGUGGACAUGACAUGUCAGUGUUUUUAAAAACAGGAGAGGUUAAACGUCACCUCUCCCACAGCUCGAUGAAGAUAUCAAGCUGAUUGUAAUUUAGCCCCCCCCCCACCAACUCCCCGUGUCCUGCCGUGUUACCUGGAAUGCAAUAAGAGAGAUGUGAAUGUGUUUUAUGUAGACAUCUUUUGGCAUUACAGCAGAAAUGCACAACAAUAAGCUUAAAUGUGGUGAGUGUGCUGCACAAUCUGUACAAAGAGGUAUUAACUCGGUCUGUGGCUUACAGUUUUGCUUUCGUCUCACACUUCUCAUAGCUGUUGUAACUUAUGUCUUUUAGAAAGACAACAUGAUUUUGCUCGUACGCUUUUUAUGUAUUUUUUACGAGUGAUUGUAAAUAGUUGUUAUAUUUUUGUUUAAGAGAAUGUUUAAAAAGGAAAAAAUACCUUUUAUUUCUCCAAGUCUACUGAUAUGAAUUUGGACAAUGAAUAAAAUGUAAAGCAGGAA
Acanthopagrus latus (yellowfin seabream) is the source of this 9902-nucleotide messenger RNA. RefSeq names its product rap guanine nucleotide exchange factor 6-like. Gene Ontology annotation, biological process: positive regulation of ERK1 and ERK2 cascade; Ras protein signal transduction; positive regulation of GTPase activity. Bases 454 to 5667 code for a protein of 1737 amino acids. NCBI's taxonomy places the organism in Eukaryota, Metazoa, Chordata, Actinopteri, Spariformes, Sparidae. Gene Ontology annotation, cellular component: apical plasma membrane; plasma membrane; endocytic vesicle. The record is from RefSeq and is a predicted model, not a curated record. The transcript has 33 exons. Gene Ontology annotation, molecular function: guanyl-nucleotide exchange factor activity; protein binding.